AUGGCCCCCUCGGUUAAAAGCAUUCUGAGAAUUUUGCAUGCCGCCGGCGGGUUCAUCCCCGAAGACAGCGAUGCCAGCUGUUAUGUCGUCGUGGAAGAGAGCAACGAACUGAGCGAACAACGCUGGGUCGAAUCCCAACUUGCUAGUGAGACCUUCAUCGCGUCAAAUAUCAGGACUAAUUCGCCAGCUGUUUAUUCCGUGCAUGAAGAUACACGGUCCGUAUUCUGCAUCGGGGAGAAUAAUGCGCUCAGGCUUUUCACGCUGGUGGAAGACGAGUGGCACGAAGUUCAUCUCAGCGGAAAUGAAGAGAUUCUAGUACAUCAAUCGGGCAGACUCAGUGGAUGCGUUUAUGGUGGUGACAGUGUGGUGUUCUUCGAGGAUGUGAGAGGCUAUAUUCGAGGCAUCCGGGUCAAGAAGGAUGGACGCUGGAGGUUCCUUCGCCCUCUUUCUGCGAAUUCUGUACCGGGAAGCCCUCAUUUUGCCCAGGUCCAGGAAAAUGUCGUUCACUUGAGCUACGUGAACUGGGAUGGUUAUAUCCAUCAGAUGGGCAUAAGGACUGCGCCCAAUAUCAACAGCGACAACCCUCUUUCGGGUACAAAUUUUACGAACAGUCGUGUCGCAAACUUCACUGUCCGCGUGCAGGAUAAGAUAGAGGAUGGGAAACGGGACGAGGCAGGAAAUGAGCCGCGUGAUGAGCCGGAACUAUACCUCUUCGCUCUAACUAAGAAGCAAGAGGGGGAGCCAGAGGAGCUAGUGUGUAUCGAUAGCAAAGGAAAGCCCAUGGUAAUGGGCAGAAUUGUCGAUGGUGUGUUUGAACCUGCGUCGGACAGAGAGAACAACAGGCCUGUUAUCAAAUCCGCAUCGACUGCAGUGGGCAAUGCCACAGGAGGAGGAAAGGGCGGGAAAGGGAAGAGGAGGUAG
This is a messenger RNA of Trichoderma citrinoviride, 921 nucleotides long. RefSeq lists its product as hypothetical. NCBI's taxonomy places the organism in Eukaryota, Fungi, Ascomycota, Sordariomycetes, Hypocreales, Hypocreaceae. Bases 1 to 921 code for a protein of 306 amino acids. The transcript has 3 exons. The record is from RefSeq and is a predicted model, not a curated record.